Messenger RNA from Coregonus sp. 'balchen', 17340 nucleotides. The record is from the annotation of a GenBank genome assembly. NCBI's taxonomy places the organism in Eukaryota, Metazoa, Chordata, Actinopteri, Salmoniformes, Salmonidae.
AUGUGAUCUAACAACGUGAUAACAGUCUUAGAGCAGUACAACUCACAGCUUCAUCAUUGUCGAGGUGCGAAUGAACAAAGUCGGUUCUCGUUAGAUCAUACAGUUGGAACGUCUGGAGAUCAAGGUUAGAAGAGAUCGAUUCAUUCUGCGUUGCUAUUGUCAAUUGAUAAUCAUAGUAAGAUUGUGGCAAAUUGAAAUGUAGUGGUAAAACUGCUUGAGAAAAACAUGAUCUACAAAGGCCAGGCUAGACACCUCUUUUAUUUGAUGUCUGUCUAGCUUAGUGGUGGUCUUGCAACAUUGUUGCCGGUGUUCCUUUAGAUUAGAUAUAACGUAUUGAUGCAAAUCUGUGUUAGCUACGAUGUAUUAACGCAUCUUUGUUGUUUCCAGCACUCUUAAGUGCCAAAUGCCAAGACUAGAAGAACACUGUUGGAGUCGAUCCUGUGCAUCGAGGGUGGAAUCUAAUCAUUUUUCUGGGGGAAACUGGGUCGCAUCGAGAGCUGAAGAAAUGAUGUCCAUUGUCACGACAGUGCUCAGCAAUGCAUAUGGCUCGCUGCACAGUGUGCGAACAGCAAACUUGAUCAGACGGGGUCUCGUCCUUUUCACCGUGGGAGUAGUUCUUGCAUUGGUGCUCAACUUGCUGCAGUUACAAAGAAAUGUGACUUUGUUUCCCGAAGAGGUGAUGGCAACUUUGUUUUCAUCAGCGUGGUGGAUUCCCCCUUGCUGCGGCACGGCAGCUGGUGAGUUGUCACUUUUAAACCUAUAUCUUGAGUUAAUCAUUCUGUAUGAAUGAAUGAGGUUGCUAUAUGUACUUUAAAUAUGGAUCAAGGAAUGUGAAUUGGGCUUUGAAGGGGGGAGGGGUGGGAUAGGAUGGGGCUGGUCAGCUUGUGUGUUUCAUGAUGCCAUUAUAGGCAGCUAACUACAGCCUGGGCUACAUAAUCAUUUACCGUUUAUUCCAUCAUUGUUAUUGUUCUAUAUAUUCAUUGUGUAAGUGUUCUCGCAGCCAUGAGCCCAUAAUGGUGAGUGUUUUGUCUGGGGAAAACAUACAGUAGUAUUUAUAUUGCCCUCCAAUGCUCCAAUAGGCUUCCCUAGAAACAGCCGGAUAUGGAGGGUCAUUAGGGUUGUGCUUCUUUUUCAUUGGCUGCUUUCAUAACGGGUGAGCUGUGGAGGUGGUCCAUAAUUGGCUGCUGCCUCGAACAUGCCACUACAGAAAAAGAGAAACAAGGAAGUCGUGUGCAGUCAGAAUUAAAUAAAUAAAUAAUUUUCACCACCAACCCCUCCCUCAUGUUCUUGAGAAGUAGUGAUUCACAAAAAAAUAGAAAUAAGAAUGUUACAAUUCAAUUUGGAGACAAUGAUGUAACGUUUUUAUUUUAGUGAUACAAUGUUCCAGACUUGUCUUUUCACAGGUUACAGACAUGUUUGCAAUGACUGAUAGGCGGGAAAUAAUAAAGUGUCCCUGAAAGUGAAAGUAGAAAGCAAUCUUGUUGUUUGUUUCAUUUCUGUCUAUUUUGAUCCCAAAUUGAAACUCAAAGAAAUACCAUUUUCAAGCCCAUAGAACAAUAUGAGUCAGUUUGAUUUGUAUGUAGGCUAUUUAGUGAUGUACUAACUCAACUGUCCUUUCUGCAGCUGUUGUUGGCCUGCUAUACCCCUGCAUCGACAGCCAUCUAGGAGAGCCCCACAAGUUCAAGAGGGAAUGGGCCAGUGUCAUGAGAUGCAUCGCAGUGUUCGUUGGCAUCAACCAUGCCAGUGCUGUAUCCUUUCUAAACAACAACAACUUCACAAUGUGCACGCUCUCAUGUUGGCUACCUCCAAUCUAGAAAAGGACGGACACAUAUUUACACCAAAGUAAUUUUAUCACAUCCAGAGCUUAAACAAGGAUGAGGGUCUACUAAAUGUGUAAUUAAUAAUUGAGUAACAUUCUGUGAUUAGUUUGAUAUAUUAUAUUGUUGUUUUACUACUUUUACAGCCCCGAAGGCAAUUCAGCUAGUGUCAGUGGGACAGUGGGUGGAAUUCCCCACAGCAUUCCUGCUUGUUUUGAUUCCUUGACAUACCUUCCAAGUAUGUAUGGAACAGAUAGUUGCUUUAAACAUAUACACAGCUUGUGCCAACCACACUGUAAUGCUUUGAUGUAACAGUCAAACAAAUACUAUAUUUUAUAAACAUAUUUGAAGGGAUUUUUUUACUGAAGAGAUACUAAGAGAUGAUGACUGUGGGGAAGAGAGAGGUUGUGUCAAAGGGUAGUAGGCCUGGAUUCGAACCUAUGCAAACAAAUACAGUCUUUGUCCUUAACUGCUCCAUUUCACAGAAACUACACUUUGCCAAUAAUGCCCAGCUGUCCCUGACCCUGGCUGCCCUGUCCCUGGGACUGUGGUGGACGUUUGACCGCUCGAGGAGUGGCUUCGGCCUGGGCAUCGGGACGGCAUUCCUUGCCACCGUUAUCACACAGCUGCUGGUCUACAACGGCGUCUAUCAGUAAGUCAAGUCACGCUUUUAUUUUACCAUGUCACGCUAACUGAGAAGUUAACCCCACACUGUAAAUCCCAAGGCAUUUUUAACUCAAAUACUUCUAGUAAGUUUAACUCAAAGUAAAUGAAAAGUAAUUACUUAAAAUAUUUGUGGUACUGACUCAAAACUAAAUGACAAGUCACUUCAACUACAUUUUAAAAGUUAUGAUAACAAAUUAACUUUUUACCCAGCAUGCUCUACUGCAGGUUGAUUUUGUUUUGAUUAAUCUUCUGCUACACAAAGAUAAAUAUCAUCAAUUUUUCUAAAUUAAUCCAAUCAUUUAGUUGGAUUUUUUGCACCCGUUGCUGAAAUGGUUGUUCCAGUUUAAAUGGCUUAGGUAGUGUCCUCCCACUGUUCCUAACCCUGACAGUCAUUAUGUAUGCAGGUUGCGGGUGAAUAAAAAUGUAAACUGUUGGAUAUCCUAACUCUUGUUUUUUAUUUUAUUGUUACAUGUAUUUCUACACACAUUUUACAUACAUGGCACUUUUAUUUUUCUACUACAGUAGUUGCAUAGCAAGAAUAAAGUAAUUUGAUAUACAUUACAUCUGGAUAGAUAGUACUUAUACAUUAUACAUCGCGUUUUCAGUCUUAACUAUUAUUGAACAUGAUUUUAAAUUCACCCCUCAGCUACUCUGUCCAUCCCACCGAUCUCCGUAAACUGCCCUCUUAUGAUUUCCAUGUGCCAUAUAUUUUCAAAUGUUUAUUUUUCAAUUACUCAUCACUUUGCAAGCCAGCAAAAUGUGACUUGCAGGUAGGGUUGCAAAAUUCUGGUAAAUUUCCCAGGUUUUCCAGAAAUCCCGGUUGGAAGAUUCCUGGAAAUCCUCCAACCAAGAAUGUUUUUACAUCUGGGAAUUUUGGGAAAGUUACCAAAAUGUUGCAACCGUACUUGCAGUCCUGAUGUGGCCUGUAAACCAUGAGUUUCAGGCCACUGUAUUAGGGUAAAGCUAGGCCUCAAAAUAAGGCCUUAUGAGAAAUGUAAUGUCAUAAAGAGUUAUAAUAUUCACCUAGGAACUCACUUGAAGGCCACAGGACUGAAAAUGAACGAAUUCAACAACCAUUUCUCUGUCACUAACAAAUACAGUCAUGGGUGGUAACUCUACAAUUCACUCAAAUGCAAAGCACACUGGGAAAUUAUAUUGGAGGCGUGGCUUAGUGGGGGCGUUACAACUCAAAUCUGGACCACCUACAGGGUCACAGUGACUAUCGGUUUGAGGAGUAACUACAAAAUCACUUUAAGUAACUGUACUCAGAUAUAUUAAGUGCAAAGGGUUUCCUCAAAAGUUUUGAGUAAUGACAGCACAUUGGGGUUAACCGUGCAGACCAACUGUCAAAAAUGCAUUCACAAGAUAUAAGAUAAUAAGAUAUGCCGUUUUGGAGACGUUUUUAUUCAAAGUGACAUACAGUACUGCAAGUAUACAUUUUUUGUAUGGGUGGCCCCAGCGGGAAUAGAACCUAUAUUCCCGACGUUGCAAGUGCCAUGCUCUACCAACUGUGCUGCCAUGACCAUAUUAUGAUGUUAUUAUAUUUUGGUGGAUGUUAUGGUAUCAUUACUUACCUUAAAGUUUUAGUACAGCCAGUGAAUCAAAUAAGGUGUUUUUUGAGAAAAGAUGUCUAUCUCCUUUGUGAAUGACGUAUUAUUAAAGUGUAUUUUCUGGAACUGGUCUCAGUCACCUGAUUCCAGUAAAGAGGAUCUGACAGAUAAGACAUGAAAAUGAAAGCAAUUAUUUUUUGGUGAUACGGAUUCCCCCAUGCCUCUACACCCAAUUAUUGGCCCUCCUACCUGCCUCUGUGGCACCUCCUCAAAAACAUCCUGGGGAGAAGGAGCACUCUGUUGCUUCAGUGAGGGGCUUACAAAGAACUGUGUUCAAAAGGCCUCACAGCUUCUGUUGACUGAAGGGAAGAGAGAGAUGAAAUGGAGAGGGAGAGGAUUUUAUAUUUCUGCAUUAAACUUUAAUAAUGCUGCCUUCCCCCUUCCGAGAUCUGUUUUUGAAACUGUGUUUAAGUUGCCAUUCCUCUUUUAAGACUUGUCUCGACAUGUCUUAUUUGGGGCUAGAUUUGACUAUUGGGGCAGAUAUUUAAUUUAAUCUGAUGUAUUUUUCUCCCUCUCUUAUAGAUACACGUAUCCAGACUUUCUGUAUGUGCGCUCUUGGCUUCCAUGCAUAUUCUUCUCAGGAGGAGUGACUGUGGGGAACAUAGGACGCCAGCUAGCCAUGGUAAGUCCUGUCCCCUAUUUUCUUAGUCAAAUUCUGCUGGUUUGUAAGCACAUUAACACAUUGACAGCGCAUUGACAUGUUCAUGUGGUACGAACGUUUGUGAGAGAAAAGGCCUGACACAACACAAUGUCGGCUAUAAUGCCUUCAUCAGGUGUACGCCCGAAGUCUGUCCUUAUUCUGUGUAGAGUUCUUCACAGUCACGUCCAUUAUACGGUUCGACUGAAUUAAAGUGUGAAAACAAAAUUAAGCAUGUUGUUUUGUUUUUCACAGUAACAAGCCAGUCUUACAGCGAGUCCUAGAGCUAAAUGUACCAAAGGGUCAUUUGCUGCUUGUUGUUUUUGAUUGAUGGUGUUUGAAAUGUUGGCAGUUGGCACGAGCUUGCUUUCUUUUAUUUAUUUUUCUCUCACUCUUUUUCACUCUGUCUCUCUCUGAGAUGGAUUAAGACUGUUUACCUUUCAUUCAGUCUUUUAGAGUUGCCUUUGAAUUGUUUUCAAACUUGCAUCUUGUGUUUCUCAACAAAGCAGCCAGCUUGGUUGUGGCAGGAACGCGUUAGCACUAGAGUUCAGUCAACUGGGUUGCAUUCACUAGGCACGAAACAGAAGAAAAUGGACUGAAACAGUGAGGGACUACAAGAACUUGUCCAAUAUGAAACGGUUAUUUUGGUUUUUCAUUGCAAAACAUUUUGCUACAGUUUGCACUAAUAAAAACGACCCUGAUUAUUGUAGCUAAUAUUUGAUCGGGGCUUGGCUGGAGUAGCAUUUUAAAGGCCAUUAAGAAAGAGUAGUGGUUAGGAAUUACACAGUUAGAAGCCAUUUUUAGUGAUGUGUUAAUUUGAGCUUUUGUUCAUUAUACUUGUAGUUGUAGUAUAGUAUGAAAUCAGGCCAGCGAUUGAACUGUUGAGAAGCUGACUCAAGUUUUUGUGCUUCCAAAAGUUUGAAAUGACAGAAAUAUUGCCUUAAUAAAUAACAAUAUUGAAAGCGCUUUUCCUUUAAUCCUUCUUCAGUAGCCUACGUAUAACUGGUUAUGUAGCUUUACCUUUCUGUUUUAUGUGGUUGUUGUCAUCUACAGUGCCUUGCAAAGGUAUUCCUCCCCCUUGGCGUUUUUCCUAUUUUGUUGCAUUACAACCUGUAAUUUAAAUUGAUUUUUAUUUGGAUUUCAUCUAAUGGAUAUACACAGAAUAGUCCAAAUUGUUGAAGUGAAAUGAAAAAAAUAACUUCUUUCAAAAAAUUCUAAAAAAUAAAUAACGAAAAAGUGGUGUGUGCAUAUGUAUUCACCCCCUUAGCUAUGAAGCCCCUAAAUAAGAUCUGGUGCAACCAAUUACCUUCAGAAGUCACAUAAUUAGUUAGAUUGCACACAGGUGGACUUUAUUUAAGUGUCACAUGAUCUCAUUAUAUAUACACCUGUUCUGAAAGGCCCCAGAGUAUGCAACACCACUAAGCAAGGGGCACCACCAAGCAAGCGGCACCAUGAAGACCAAGGAGCUCUCCAAACAGGUCAGGGACAAAGUUGUGGAGAAGUACAGAUCAGGGUUGGGUUAUAAAAAAAUAUCAGAAACUUUGAACAUCCCACGGAGCACCAUUAAAUCCAUUAUUAAAAAAUGGAAAGAAUAUGGCACCACAACAAACCUGCCAAGAGAGGGCCGCCCACCAAAACUCACGGACCAGGCAAGAAGGGCAUUAAUCAGAGAGGCAACAAAGAGACCAAAGAUAACCCUGAAGGAGCUGCAAAGCUCCACAGCGGAGAUUGGAGUAUCUGUCCAUAGGACCACUUUAAGUCAUACAUUCCACAGAGCUGGGCUUUACGGAAGAGUGGCCAGAAAAAAGCCAUUGCUUAAAGAAAAAAAUAAGCAAACACAUUUGGUGUUCGCCAAAAGGCAUGUGGGAGACUCCCCAAACAUAUGGAAGAAGGUAAUCUGGUCAGAUGAGACUAAAAUUGAGCUAUAUGGCCAUCAAGGAAAACGCUAUGUCUGGCGCAAACGCAACACCUCUCAUCACCCCGAGAACACCAUCCCCACAGUGAAGCAUGGUGGUGGCAGCAUCAUGCUGUGGGGAUGUUUUUCAUCGGCAGGGACUGGGAAACUGGUCAGAAUUGAAGGAAUGAUGGAUGGCGCUAAAUACAUGGAAAUUCUUGAGGGAAACCUGUUUCAGUCUUCCAGAGAUUUGAGACUGGGACGGAGCAGGACAAUGACCCUAAGCAUACCGAUAAAGCAAUGGUUUAAGGGGAAACAUUUAAAUGUCUUGGAAUGGCCUAGUCAAAGCCCAGACCUCAAUCCAAUUGAGAAUCUGUGGUAUGACUUAAAGAUUGCUGGACACCAGCGGAACCCAUCCAACUUGAAGGAGCUGGAGCAAUUUUGCCUUGAAGAAUGGGAAAAAAUCCCAGUGGCUAAAUGUGCCAAGUUUAUAGAGACAUACCCCAAGAGACUUGCAGCUGUAAUUGCUGCAAAAGGUGGCUCUACAAAGUAUUGACUUUGGGGGGGUGAAUAGUUAUGCACGCUCAAGUUUUCUGUUUUUUUGUCUUGUUUGUUUCACACCCAAAAAAUAUUUUGCAUCUUCAAAGUGGUAGGCAUGUUGUGUAAAUCAAAUGAUACAAACCCCAAUUUUUAUUCCAGGUUGUAAGGCAACUAAAUAGGAAAAAGUGGGGUGAAUACUUUCACAAGCCACUGUAUGUCAUUUUGUCUGUAAAUGUUGAUGGUUUAAUUUUGUCUUUAGCGCUCUUGAAUGCAAGAAAUAUUCCUGUAUAAGACCAACUAAGUUCUGGGACGUACAUUAUGUUCUGGUAUGGUCUACAUAUGCUUAACACAUGACUCAGGGCUCUGACGGGAUGUUCUAAAUCAGGAGAAACAGGAAGAGGGAGAGGGAGAACUCUCUCUUCUAGACACGUAUACCAUUUAGGGGGGUUAGGGAGGCCUUGAGGAAGGGGUAUCACAAUUUACUGCAACCCCAGUUUUAGAUAAUCUUUUCACAGUUGGACACCAUGGUCCACUGUAUAAUAGCCCUAUAGUCUACUGUCAAGAACUGCAGAACUCAGCCUUAUGUUAAAGUCAUCAAUAAUGUUCUUCUCCGAUCCCCAUUGUGGAUGUUACCACUGUAGGAAGAUGUCUGUUGUUUGCUGAUAUUGAUUCAGAUGUAGAGCAUGAUAUAUGAACAUGGGCUUUCCUCUCUCUCCCUUCAGGGUGGUGUCGAGAAACUCCACAACGACUGAACAGAGAUCAGCUGAAGAGGAGAAAGAAGGAAGACUGACAAUAUGGAGAGCAGGCGUAACGGAACCAAGUCUGCCGUCAUGGGGAGAGACAUUUAAAUUAGAAAGAAAAUAGACUCUUAUUAUUUUGUUACUACUUUUCUGUGCGUUAUAACAAAGAGCUAGCCAGAACACCCUUGACCUAACGUGCCAUGACUUCUGCACCUCCUGGUGGCCAAAAUAACUUAUAGUAUUAGGCUAGCAGUUAGCCGCUAUGCUAUCCCUAUUAGGGUCCAUGUAGCAUUAGUCCUGAAGCUAGCCGCAAAGCUAUCCCUGUUAGGGUUCAUAUAGCAUUAGGAUAGCAGUUAGACGCUAGGCUAUACCUGUUUGGGUCCAAAUAGCAUUAAGCUAGCAGUUAGCCGCUAGGCCAACCCCGUUUGGGUCCAUAUAGCAUUAGGCUAGCAGUUAGCCGCUAGGCUAUACCUGUUUGGAUCCAAAUAGCAUUAUGCUAGCAGUUAGCCGCUAGGCUAUCCCUGUUUGGGUCCAUAUACCAUUAGGCUAGCUUCUAGCCACUAGGUCCUCCCUCACUAUGGCAGGACAGUAUUUGCCCUUCCAGUUCUUCGAAAUGAAAAGUUAACUGGUUUCAGUUUUACAGUGUAAGAGUGAACUAUUCGCUUUUUGCAGGUGUGUGUGUGCACGUGUGGAUUUGUGCAGGUCUUAACAGAAAAGAUGAGGUGAAAAGGUGGUGCUACAAUGUUUGCUUUUUUGUUAUGCCUGAGUACAAAAUGACCUUAAAAGGGAAACGUUUCAGAGCUGUGCAAAAAUGUCCGAUACUCACAGAGACAGUGACCAGCGGUAUGUCACCGAUGACAUGUAUUGUGUGUUCACAAUAUUGUAAUUAACCAAGAGAAGUAUUUAUCUCUGAGAAAUUAGAAAGCCAACACCUAUAACCCCAAACCAAAUAUACAUGAGAUCACAGAUGAUGUGACCAUGUUUUGAAUGAUGUACCAUGAUGCUACAAUAAGUAAGCAUAUUCAUGGUUGCAGUGAAAUCAGUAAUGAUAACAAAAAGGCACCUGAAUGUAAUCGGGUGUGAAAGCUCACCUCUUGGCUGACUUCCUGGACAUGGUGUGCAACCUGGAGGUGACCUAUGACCCCUCAAAUGAAUGGCAGAUUUCCUAUUUUGAAUUUUCCAGACUAAGCAUUAAAGUUUAGGAACAUACAUUAAGAGAAGGAGACAGGACAUUUUUACUAUGGCCUUGAGGAUUUGCAAUCUGUGAUUGCCUUUGUAUUAUAUAAUUGAGUGCUUUUGUCACUACUAUACCAGUUCAGUUUUAUUACUUGUACAUCAUUAUAUAUUGCUUACAUGUAUAAUCACUUCCCUAUAUAAUCAGACAGGUAUUACCACACUAGACCUAGUUAGUUCAAUAGAUGGGGGGCUAACGAAUAAAAGUGCAAUCACAUAUAUACUUGAGCCGACUAUUCUUAUUUAUUAUUUCUGACAAAGGUUAAGAGAUGAGACUCCGUGGACUCAGAUGCAGUGUGGAUAUAGAAAAGGUGCAUAAAAUAAGCAAUAACAGCAGUUUUUGUAAAAAAAACAAAAAGUAUGUCUGAGAUGACUGUAUACCAAUGACUAUUCUCACCGUGAGAAGAUAAAAAACAUUGUGUCAAACUGUUUGUAAAUUCUCCUAGUAGUUAAAAUGUUAGUAAAUGGGAAUACAGAUUAUUAUGUGUUAUGUUUUGUGAUGUAUAGAUCACAGAGGGGUUGGUUGGUACGCCUGGUUCGGUGUGAAUCUUUGCUCAAUUUCAGGUGUUCGUCCCAAAUGGCACCCUAUUCCCUAUAUACAUAUGGGCCGUGGUCAAAAGUAGUGCACUAUAUAGGGUGCCAUUUUGGAUGCACUCCAGGUGUGCUGCUGGGAGAAAAGGAAGCUUUAUUAUUGGGGUGGUUGAAACACCUAUUAUUUCAAUGUGUAGAGAGUGUGAGUAUGUGUUUUCAGCUGUGCAUCAUUUUUAUUACCUUGGAAAAUAAAAAGGAACUCCUAAUGACGUGUGCGUAUCUACAUUAUGUCUACAUCGUUCUGCCAACCAUACAGAUACAAGAAGAUUUGUGUGCACAUCAUUUUGAGCCCAAUGCAUGAAGUGUUUGUAUGAGAGUUUACCCCAUUGGUAAGUUUGCCAUCUGAAAAUGUAAUUGAUACAAACACAUAAGGUAUGCAAGUGAGACAUAACAAAAAUAUAGAUGCUAUUUUAUUCAGAAUUUUGAUCACUAAUAAAUUGUUUUAUUCUGUCUUGGAAAACGCAGGAGGUAUAGUGGAGAUUCUGUCUGCGUCCAAAAGGGUACCCUAUACCCUAUAUCAGGGAUGGGCAACUGGCGGCUGCCCCUUCUUUUGUAGGCCCACGGAACAAUUUCCCCCUUUACAAUUUCCCCCUUUACAAUUUCCCCCUUUAGAAUAGUAGAAUACACAAGGUGCAAUUUAGACAUUUGGUUGUGCAUCAUCAGUUUUUAUUUUGUUAUGUCAGUUAAUAGCUAGGUUGACUUGUUGCGGAUAAAAGUCUUUGCGCAAUGAUAUGGUGCACAAAAUAAAUGACCACUCUGGUAUUGGCAUGUGCGCUCUAGCCAACUGCUCACAGAAACAGUGCAGGUAUAGCCUACAUGAAGAGAUUAUUAUGGACAAAAGAGCAAGAUUAUUUUUAUUUGUCAAAGGCAGCCAAGCAUCGAUCAUCAUGUCACCAGAAUAAUAACACCCUCUAUCUAGAGCAAUGAUGUUUUGGGGCUGUCGCUGGGCAACACAGACUUUCAACUCCCUCCAAAGAUUUUCUAUGGGGUUGAGAUCUGGAGACAGGCUAGACCACUCCAGGACCUUGAAAUGCUUCUUAUGAAGCCACUCCUUCGUUGCCCGGGCGGUGUGUUUGGGAUCAUUGUCAUGCUGAAAGACCCAGCCACGUUUCAUCUUCAAUGCCCUUGCUGAUGGAAGGAGGUUUUCACUCAAAAUCUCACAAUACAUGGCCCCAUUCAUUCUUUCCUUUACACGGAUCAGUCGUCCUGGUCCCUUUGCAGAAAAACAGCCCCAACGCAUGAUGUUUCCACCCCCAUGCUUCACAGUAGGUAUGGUGUUCUUUGGAUGCAACUCAGCAUUCUUUGUCCUCCAAACACGACGAGUUGAGUUUUUACCAAAAAGUUAUAUUUUGGUUUCAUCUGACCAUAUGACAUUCUCCCAAUCCUCUUCUGGAUCAUCCAAAUGCACUCUAGCAAACUUCAGACGGGCCUGGGCAUGUACUGGCUUAAGCAGGGGGACACGUCUUGCACUGCAGGAUUUGAGUCCCUGGCGGCGUAGUGUGUUACUGAUGGUAGGCUUUGUUACUUUGGUCCCAGCUCUCUGCAGGUCAUUCACUAGGUCCCCCCGUGUGGUUCUGGGAUUUUUGCUCACCGUUCUUGUGAUCAUUUUGACCCCACGGGGUGAGAUCAAGAUCGAGGGAGAUUAUCAGUGGUCUUGUAUGUCUUCCAUUUCCUAAUAAUUGCUCCCACAGUUGAUUUCUUCAAACCAAGCUGCUUACCUAUUGCAGAUUCAGUCUUCCCAGCCUGGUGCAGGUCUACAAUUUUGUUUCUGGUGUCCUUUGACAGCUCUUUGGUCUUGGCCAUAGUGGAGUUUGGAUUGUGACUGUUUGAGGUUGUGGACAGGUGUCUUUUAUACUGAUAACAAGUUCAAACAGGUGCCAUUAAUACAGGUAACGAGUGGAGGACAGAGGAGCCUCUAUUUAUUGGAAAGGAGCAUCAAGCUCAUCACCGUGCACUUUCACCACCCUGUGAAGUUCAUCGUCAUUUAUUUAAUCUGUAGCCUAAUAAACUGCAUGCUUUCCUGAGUUGUAGUGGGAGGACCACACAACAUGUCAUCGUGUGAGUCCAAGUUUUCUUCGAUAUGAUGGUUAUCAUAUCAAUAUUUGCGCAUAAAAGUGUUUCCACCUCCAUUUCUCGCAUAAUUCAUUUUACUGACACAAAAGGAUCCCACCUUGUCUAGUGUAUUUAGUUUUGGCAACAUUUGGCAAGUUUACCGACAAAUUUGCUGUUUCCAUCAGGCCUUCAUUUUUUUUUUCCGACAUGUACUUUACGCGCAUAAACAGGUAGGAUGGAAACCUGGUUAGUGACAGUCACUCAAUUAGCCCAUGUCAGCAAAACAGUAUUAAGUCAGGGUGUAUGCAGACCAGAGCUCUGCUAUCCGACCCGAGCCCAACAGCCCUGACAUUAUACAUCGGGUUAGAGCCGGGUAAGGCCUGUUUUUUCAUUAAUAACUAGGGUACGGGCAGGGCUCGGGUAUUACUAAUUGAUCACUAACAUUUUGAAACUGAGCCAUUUGCGCGUGCUCUGCUGCGCAGUACAUUCAUAUCUGACUAAGAUCAUAACAUGGUGUCAGAAGUGCAUCAACCUCAUCAACUAUAAAACAGGAGAGAUUAUUUCACAGAAAAUAAUAAUGUUCUUUGAGUUUUGUCGUAGUUUAGAGUUACGAAAAUUAGCUAACAGCAAACUGCUGUCAUGACACUUUAUUGAGAGCAGAGCAGUCCAAGCGGAGCCGUUGUUAUGGAUACUCACAUACUCAGAGCGCCAUGAGCAGAGUACAUGCAGAGCGAGCUGAGCGUAAGGAGCGAGUGACAGACAGACAGAGAGGAGCAGCUAAUGGAUUUACUAACGUAGGAAGUGAUUUCAGGUUUCGGGCAGGGCCUUAAAUUUGGCAGAAGCAAUUGGGCCUGGGUAGGGUAGGGCUUAAAAUUAUUUUUGUGGCCCUCACCCCCAUCAAAGUUGCCCAUCCCUGCCUUAUAUAGUGCACUAUAUAGGGAAUAGGGUGUCAUUCGGGACAUAUUAUUAUGAAUAACUCCCAUGGUGCUGCCCUUCAACCUUUACUUGCUAAGCUGAUGCUUUCAACAGUUGCUGAGUAACCUAGUGAGUCAUCGCUCUCUCUGGGUGUGCAAGGGCAACGAUUAUUAAAGGCACAAGCUACAGCAUAGUUAGAGGAUUAUUAGGACAAACUGCAGUAUUAUAGAGGAAAAGAAUACUUUGUCCGUUUUCAUUUAGAGAAUGGAUUUCUUUCUCAUCCAUUUUAUUCAUCACUGUCCUAAUUCUAACUCGAUCUGCCAUUGAACUCCACGUUUGUUUACAAGACUGGAUGACAACAGGAAUUCCUGCCACUUAAUUACUACGUGUCAAGAUGGCUUCCACAAAGCAAUAGUGUCCAAAAGUGCUGGGGCAUCAGCGCAGCUCCAUUGGAAGCUCGAUUAGCCCGGCUUGUUAUUGUUGUGUCUGUGGCAGGGGAAGCUGAAUAGAGCAGGACAGUCUUUUGUCUGAGGCCCCUGUCACAGUCUCGACUACCAUUAUAAUGUACUCAUCUAUUUUCCCCUUUUCUCUCACUCCCUGUCAACCCUCCCCUCGUUGAACUUAUAUACCCCUGCCUGUCACUAGGAUCACUAUCAUAAGAGGAGGAGCACCCCCUACCCAAUCUGCUCCCCCCUCGUGACACGCCUUUCUGGAGAGCAGUCUUCUAUUUAUACCUAGCAGGGGACUGACAGUUAACCUUUUGCACUGGGGACAUUUCUGGGAGUGAGGCCAAUUUUCAGGCCGGAUUCAGCCCUCGUUCUGAGAGCGUUGGGUCUCUCCCGACAGGGCAGCGAUCCAGCGCCACAUGCCACGGCUACGUUCCCCCUCUUAAUAUCUCCUCCUCCACUCAGUCAGAAUAAUUGGCGAGGCCUCAACCCUUUUCAUUUCCCCCAGAGCUGACUGAAGGACUCCAAUAGACAACCGUUCAAGCCAGCACAAAUCUCUCUCUCUCUCCUCUGCCCUUGUCUCUCUUUCCUCUGCCUCCCUCUCUCCUCUGCAUCACGUCCUCCUCUCAUACAUCAGCAGUUAGAAAACCACACAGGUCCUGAUACAGUGCCCUGUGGGCCAACUUGACCCAACACUUGACAGUUGGGCUGUACGUAUUAUGGUACCAUAUUAUUUUCCAUCCACCUCAGGUGGUGUCAAAGCCAACAGCAUGUUAUCAUGUCAGUGUGCUCUAGGGAGCCUUACUGUGCUAGUUCUAAUCAUUGUGAGUGUGAUAUGAUAUGAUUGUGUACCUGUCUAUGUACAGUACACAGGGCCUGAGCUACAUGGCUACAUACAGUGUAUGUAAUAGAGAUGGCACCGACAAACAUGGCAGCUCUGCUUCUAGCUCCUAAGCAACUUUGCAGUAUUGUUUUUUGUGUGUGUUAUUUCAUACAUUAUUAGCCCAGAACUUUUUUUGUGUUAUUACAUACAGCCGGAAAUAAUUUUUGGAUAUCAGAGCGGCGGUAUAUAUUUCUUAAUUCCAUUCUUUUACUUUUAGAUUUGUGUGUAUUGUUGUGAAUUGUUAGAUACUACUGCACUGUUGGAGCUAGGAACACAAGCAUUUUGCUACAUCUGCUAAAUAUGUGUAUGUGACCAAUACAAUUUGAUUAGAUUUUUAUUUCAGGAAGUAUUCAGACCCCUUGACUUUUUCCACAUUUUGUUACGAUACAGCCUUCUUCUAAAAUGGAAUUAAUAAAAAAAAUUCUCAUCAAUCUACAUACAUCACCCCAUAAUGACGAAGCAAAAACACGUUUUUAGACAUUUUUACGAAUUUAUAAAAAAAAUAAAAAACGGAAAUACCUUAUUUACAUAAGUAUUCAGACCCUUUGCUAUGAGACUCGAAAUUAAGCUCAGGUGCAUCCUGUUUCCAUUGAUCAUACUUGAGAUGUUUCCACCUGUGGUAAAUUCAAUUGAUUGGACAUGAUUUGGAAAAACCAAACCAUGAGGUCGAAGGAAUUGUCUGUAGAGCUCCGAGACAGGAUUGUGUCGAGGCACAGAUCUGGGGAAGGGUACCAAAACAUUUCUGCAGCAUUGAAGGUCCCAAAGAACACAGUGGCCUCCAUCAUUCUUAAAUGGAAGAAGUUUGAAAUCACCAAGACUCUUCCUAGAGCUGGCUGCCCGGCCAAACUGAGCAAUUGGGGGAGAAGGGCCUUGGUCAGGGAGGUGACGAAGAACCCGAUGGUCACUCUGACAGAGCUCCAGAGUUCCUCUGUGGAGAUGGGAGAACCUACCAGAAGGACAACCAUCUCUGAAGAACUCCACCAAUCAGGCCUUUAUGGUAGAGUGGCCAGACAGAAGCCUCUCCUCAGUAAAAGGCACAUGACAGCCCGCUUGGAGUUUGCUAAAAGCGACGUAAAGGACUCUCAGACAGUGGCGGCUCCUGAAAAAAUUCUCAGGGGGGGCAAUUUUUCUGAUGAUUUAGGUGGCCUACACACAUUUUAAAAAAGAUAUGUCCAGCAACAACAUGAAGACAGGGGCAGCAUAUAAGUCAAUACCAGAAGCAUUUAUUGACUGAUCUCAAAAGUGUUGGCUUACAAAAGCAAAAUAAGUUAUCACAGUAAAAAUAAUCAAGGGUGUUCUUUCACAUUCCUCAACACUGCAUAAACAAUAUGCAUUUCCAUAAAACACCUCAUCUAAUUGUGCCACAAAGUUGACAAGUCCAAGAAAAAUACCAGGGUUGGUGGAGCCCUCAGUUUCAUCUUUGCCUCGCAAAGCUAACUCAAACACUCCGCAAAACUUCACACACUGGAUUAGCCGGCUGAGGAUGUGGCGGUUCUUGCUAACCUCAUCGUUGUGGUGGCGGACAGCUAGCCUGUAUCCCUCAUCCAGUUGAGUGGCAAUGUUCACUCUCCCAAAAGCAGACAAUCUCAAACAGCUAUCCAUGUGGGUCUUUGACAGCUCAUGUUUCUUAAUCUUUUCUGAAAGAUGGUGCAUGUCCGUUACACCAGUCGCUGUCCAAGCGGUGCUGUCUGCCGUGCCGCCUUCAGGGUGAAAGAGUAAGCAGGGGUAGCAGAAGACUGCAUUAGCUACAUCGCAGCCUGCUAGCCAGGUUUUUCGUUCGCACCAAUUUUUGGAAAAUCCUCGGGUGUAGGACUUUCCCCCUUUAGUAGAAACCUGUUGAAUUAUUAAAUUUGGUCUGGGAGGUCCUAAUUGUUUCGUUGCCAAUUUCAAUUUAUCUUGAUUUGUUCGCCGACGUAUGACGAAAGCGCGUAAGUGCAAGCCCUCCCGGAACCCAUAGAGAUUGUAUUGAAAGCUCUGAUAUUUGAAAAAAAAAGAUUUUACAUGAGAGUCUAUGAGAGACUUCUGGGGCGAUUUUCAACCUGACUGAAAUCGCCCCAAAAGGGGCGGGGCCAUUUGAAGCACAACUUUAGCCUGAUUGGACAUUUAGUGGCAGAUCAGACAUCUAGAUUAGAACACUGAUAACUACUGUUGCCGUGAUAUAAUUGAUUAGAAAAAAAUCCCUUCCUUUUCCCGUUUGGCAGUGCGUCGCCCAUAUCGCCCUAAUGAACACACCGCCCUUGCUCUCAGACCAUGAGAAACAAGAUUCUCUUGUCUGAUGAAACCAAGAUUGACUCUUUGACCUGAAUACCAAGCAUCACGUCUAGAGGAAACCUGGAACCAUCCCUACGGUGAGGCACGGUGGUGCUUAACACAUGACUCAGGGCUCUGACAGGAUGUUCUAAAUCAGGAGAAACUGGAAAAGUGAGAGGGAGAGGGAGAACUCUCUCUUCUAGACACGUAUACCAUUUAGGGGGAUUAGGGAGGCCUUGAGGAAGGGGUAUCACAUUUUACUGCAACCCCAGUUUUAGAUAAUCUUUUCACAGUUGGACACCAUGGUCCACUGUAUAAUAGCCCUAUAGUCUACUGUCAAGAACUGCAGAACUCAGCCUUAUGUUAAAGUCGUCAAUAAUGUUCUUCUCCGAUCCCCAUUGUGGAUGUUACCACUGUAGGAAGAUGUCUGUUGUUUGCUGAUAUUGAUUCAGAUGUUGAGCAUGAUAUAUGAACAUGGGCUUUCCUCUCGCUCCCUUCAGGGUGGUGUCGAGAAACUCCACAACGACUGAACAGAGAUCAGCUGAAGAGGAGAAAGAAGGAAGGCUGACAAUAUGGAGAGCAGGCGUAACGGAACCAAGUCUGCCGUCAUGGGGAGAGACAUUUAAAUUAGAAAGAAAAUAGACUCUUAUUAUUUUGUUACUACUUUUCUGUGCGUUAUAACAAAGAGCUAGCCAGAACACUACCCCCCCCCCCCCCCCAAAAAAAUUGUAAAGUGGUUAUCCCACUGGCUAUAGGGUGAAUGCACCAAUUUGUGAGUCACUCUGGAUAAGAGCGUCUGCUAAAUGACGUAAAUGUGCCCUUGAGCAAGGCACUUAACCCUAAUUGCUCCUGUAAGUCGCUCUGGAUAAGAGCGUCUGCUAAAUGACUAAAAUGUAAAUGUAAAUGUAAACACCCUUGACCUAACGUGCCAUGACUUCUGCACCUCCUGGUGGCCAAAAUAACUUAUAGUAUUAGGCUAGCAGUUAGCCGCUAUGCUAUCCCUAUUAGGGUCCAUAUAGCAUUAGUCCUGAAGGUAGCCGCAAAGCUAUCCCUGUUAGGGUUCAUA